Messenger RNA from Calidris pugnax (ruff), 907 nucleotides. Its product is annotated as phosphatidate phosphatase PPAPDC1B-like. The record is from RefSeq and is a predicted model, not a curated record. Gene Ontology annotation, biological process: phospholipid metabolic process. The transcript is spliced from 5 exons. The coding region runs from base 231 to 863 and encodes 210 amino acids. Gene Ontology annotation, molecular function: phosphatidate phosphatase activity. Lineage: Eukaryota; Metazoa; Chordata; Aves; Charadriiformes; Scolopacidae.
CGGCGGUGCGGGCCCUGCUGCUGCUCGCCGCCGGGUGAGGGCGAGCGGGGCGGCCCCGGGACUCGCCCGGCCCCGGGGGCUACGGGCCAGCCCCCCCCCUACAGCCACAGCCCCCACCGGGUGCCACGGGAGGGGCCGAGCGCCCCGAAUGGGAGGGCGCCUUCUGCCCCAAAUGGGGUUAUUUAAUUAUAUCUUUUUUUAACCCUUUUUCCCCCUCUCUCCCCAGGGCCAUGGAGUUCCUGCCGCCGUUCCAGCGCCUGGUGCAGCCCGAGGAGCUGUGGCUCUACAAACAGCCCUACCGGGAGGCGGAUCGCGUCCCCGCCCUGCCCAUGGUCUUCAUCGCCUUCCUGUCCCCCCUGCUGCUCAUCGUCCUGGCGAGGGUGUUCAUGGAUGCUGACCGAGAAGACACGCGGGAGGCCUGCCUCGCUGCCAGCCUUGCCCUCGCCCUCAACGGGGUCUUUACCAACGCCCUGAAGCUCGCCGUGGGGAGGCCACGGCCGGACUUCUUCUCUCGCUGCUUCCCCGACGGACGAGCCAACGUGGAGCUGGCCUGCACAGGAGACCCCGGGGUGGUGGCUGAGGGGCGCAAAAGCUUCCCCAGCGGACACGCUUCCUUUGCCUUUGCUGGUCUUGGCUUCUCUGCCUUCUACGUCGCGGGGAAGCUGCGCUGCUUCACCGCUGGCCGGGGGAGCCGGGCUCUGCGCCUCUGUGCCUUCCUCCUCCCACUCUUCCUCGCCACCCUCAUCGCCGUGUCCCGCACCUGCGACUACAAACACCACUGGGAAGGUGGGUCAGGGUCUGCACCUGGAUGGGGGCACUCGGUGCCGGGGGGAAUCCGUGCUGCUGCAGAGGUGGCACCUUAGGGUUUUUGGAUCGCUCCUCCUGGGGUAAUUACGCUGCUGCCUGC